UUCGGAUGGGCACCAACUCAAAUAUUUAUGGCAUUAAAACUGGAUUUUGACACAUGUUUCUACUCACUAUGUUGGCAACAUUUUUUUAUGAUCAAUUUGACACUGCCAAUGGAAAACACAGUCUGUUUAAGUCCCUUGAAACAAAACAACUACAUGUUGGCAUGAUCCUACCUUUUAUAAACUCAAACGUCUAGAAAUAGGCAGUUAAACUCUUCAUUGAAAUCUGUUAAACUAAGACAACUUACAGUUUUCUGCAAAUGUUUGAUAAGCCUCAUUCUCUUCGAUUUCCAUACAGAUGCGUCAUCAUUUCCUGUGCCGUCCACUUUUCCUUUUUUUCUUCUCAUUGCAUCCAGUUAUACGGAGGAGACUAUUUUCCGCAGAAAAGAAGAAAAAAGAAAAAAAUCAGUUUUCAGGCAGUUCAGACAGAAAGCCACUCCGUCUCUCUCUGUGGAAGAAUGGACCUUUGAGCAACCACUGCAACAGCACACACACAGACAGGUGAGUGGGCGGCUUGCAGACAAACAUGACUGCCAACAAGGGUUUGAAGGCUGUGCCUCGAGCAGGAGGGGGUAAAGCUCCCCGGGACGUCCCCGACAGGUGCCAGUCUACGUCACCGUGUCCUGUUCUUGCUGCCAGUCAGGGGCAGAGCCAGCAGCCUCUUCUUAGCGACGGUGAAAGCUCUGGGAAGCAGAGUAGGUACAUUAGGACUGACGGGAGGUUCCUGGCACGUGCUGGCUGGAAGAGAAAGACUGCGACCUCUUGUGUCACUGGUGACACCGACUACCAAGGUCGUCUCACCAAGUCAAAGAGCAUCAGCUGUUUGGACAACAGGCUCUCCAUCUAUAAGCCUCAGACUCAAACCUGCCAGGAAGGUCAAGGUGUCCAGGAGCAACAAGGAGAGGGACUCAACGCUAGGCCCCGGAGUUGGAGCACACUCUCACUGGGACCUUCCUCUAACCAAAGCCACAGGCGCACUCUCUCUCUCACCCGCCCGGGAUCAGGUGUUCCCCCGACCACAAUCCGCAAAAAGAUCUCAGAAUGGGAGUGCCGAAGGGUGGCUCUGCCUAGGAUGAGCUUGUGUCUAGAUAAAAGAGGAGGAGAGCGUGUAGGGGGCAGUGAGGGCUGCCCCAGCCUGCUUUCUUCUCCUUGUAGCGAGAAAACGUUUGACUUAAAGGGGGUUCGCAGGAUGAGCACAGCUUUCUCAGAAUGCUCCUACACAGAGGAAGAGGAAGGGGUUUCUGACAAAGACGGCUUAGGCCGCUUCCAGAAGAGGAUAGGGAAGACAGAGUCCUCAGGAACGUUUGCACGUUCCGUGUCUGCUCGGAAGGAGACGUCAGCGGUUCUCAACAGGAUACAAAAGAUAGAGCAAGCCCUGAAGGAGAAUCCCAGCCCAUCACCUCCACGAUAUCUGAGUAAUUGCUAUGCUCUCGACAAGACAAGACAAAAGUCUUUUGUCAUUGGUGACGACUUGGACAGUACUUGCACCAGUAAGCGCAGCAGCAUUUGCUCGGUGGCCACAGAACCAGAUGCUGUUUUGGUGCCUGAUAAGCUCUGUAAACUCAGACAAAGAUUUAGUGUGAGCUCAGCCAGGUCUGAGAGCCCAGAACCACUGGCCCAACAGAGCUCUGUCGGCACACCGGUCAACCCCUUACCUAAACCCAAACGCACUUUUGAGUACGACGCCAAACGGGACCAGAAGGCUGUGUCGCCAGCCAACGGACUACCUCCGAACAGAGCCCCGGAGUCUCCCCCGCCGCUGCCCUUGACCCCUGCACCCUGCAUGACUCGAACGGUAAAGACCGAGGGGAGGACCCAGGACAGAGAGUCGUGUGAGUCGGAGGAGGUUACGAGUAGUCUGCCAUCUUCGUCCUCACCUACAGAGAAUGGCACACUAACCACAGGCACACAGAGUCGGCCCAAUUCCAAAAGCACUUUAGAGGAGAAUGCCUAUGAGGACAUAGUAGAGAAGGAGAACCCAUAUGAGGAUGUUGACCUGAAGCGGAAGAGUUUGGGUCGGAAGUCAUGUCUCACCACCAUGGAUAGGAAGCUGAACUCUCCACCUCAGUUGCCUUCCAAACCCAGUAGCCAGUCUCUUCGCCUCCCUGGUCCGAGUGAUAGGAAGAGCCACCGCAUGUCACAGUUGUCCAAACGUUACAGCCAUGAUGAAAUGCUGCUUCUCUCACAGCGGGGUGUAUCUACGUUACCAUGUGGCCUGCUGACGGAUGAUAGCCUCUGUAGCACUAGUGAUACCCUGGCCUCACACAGACACUGGAGGAUCCCCAAGCUGGUCCAGAGGAUCAACUCCAUUUACUGCACUAAACGUGGGAAGAAGAGGCUGAAAAAGCUGUCCAUGUCCAAUGUUGAGACUGCAUCUCUGAGAGAUGACAACAGUGAGAGUGAGAGUGACUCUGAUGACAGGUUCAAAGCUCACACCCAGAGGUUGUUGAAACUGCAGUCCAUCCUUCGACGGGCCCCCAGCUACCGCACGCUGGAGCUGCAGCUCAUUGAGUGGCAGGAGAGAGAACUCUUUGAGUAUUUUGUGGUUGUUUCUCUGAAAAAGAAACCAAGCAAAAACUCCUACUCCCCAGAGGUCACCUACCAGUUUCCAAAGUUAGAGAGACCCACCAAGCAGAUGAGGGAGGCCGAACAGAGACUCAAAGCCAUUCCUCAGUUCUGUUUUCCAGAUGCAAAGGACUGGAGUCCUGUGUCUGAGUACACCAGUGAGACCUUCUCCUUCAUGUUGACUGGAGAGGACGGCAGCAGGAGGUUUGGGUACUGCAGGCGCCUGCUGCCGACUGGGAAAGGAUCUCGCCUUCCAGAGGUUUACUGUGUCAUCAGCAGACUGGGCUGUUUUGACUUGUUCUCCACGAUCCUGGAUGAGGUGGAACGACGGCGAGGCGUCUCAGCAGCCCUGGUCUACCCCUUCAUGAGGAGUUUGAUGGAGUCCCCCUUCCCUGCACCAGGGAAAAUUAUCAAAGUAAAGACCUUUCUGCCCGGUGCAGGAAAUGAGGUCAUCGAGCUGAGGCGGCCCACAGACUCCAGACUGGAGCACGUGGACUUUGAUAGUCUCUUCAGUUGCCUCAGUGUACGGCAGGUGAUACGAGUCUUCGCCUCGCUGCUGCUGGAGCGUCGAGUCAUCUUUGUGGCUGAUAAACUCAGUACCCUUUCCAGCUGCAUGCAUGCAGUGGUGGCGCUGCUCUACCCGUUCUCCUGGCAACACACCUUCAUCCCCGUGCUGCCGGGGUCUAUGUUGGAUAUUGUUUGCUGUCCCACUCCCUUCCUGGUGGGGCUGCUGUCCAGCUCUUUGCCCAAGCUCAAGGAGUUGCCUGUGGAAGAGGCUUUAAUGGUCGACCUGGGAACUGACCGAUUCAUUCGACAGAUGGACGACGAGGCCUCGCUGUUGCCACGGAAACUUCAGGCGGCUCUUGAACAAGCACUGGAGCAGAGGAAUGACAUCAUCAGUCAGGACUCUGACAGCGAGUCAGAUGAAGAGUAUAACUCCUUGAACAGCCUGGUGUCAGAGGCCUUCAUCCGCUUCUUCCUGGAGACCAUCGGCCAUUACUCCCUGUUUAUCACUCAAAAUGAGCGUGGAGAGCGCAUUUUCCAGAGAGAGGCCUUUCGGAAAUCCGUGGCAUCGAAAAGCAUCCGGCGUUUCCUCGGUGUCUUCAUGGAGUCUCAGAUGUUCGCUGGGUUCAUUCAGGAUCGGGAGCUGAGGAAGACCCGGGCUAAAGGUUUGUUUGAGCAAAGGGUGGAUCAGUAUCUGGAGGAGCUGCCAGACACAGAGCAAAGUGGAGUCAACAAGUUUCUGAAAGGCCUUGGAAGUAAAAUGAAGUUUCUCCACAAAAAGAACUGAGGGGAAAUCAUCCUCCUGUUUUCAGUCAUACAACAAACUGAAGGCCUGAUGUCUCAAGUCUCUGCAUUGUGAUGAUUCUCACCUUUUUGUUACGCUUUUUUAAAAAAACAACCAUGUACAUAUUAUUUCACUGUGAGCUGGCUGUGACACUCUUCAGUGUAUGUUUAUAGUAGCCUAUGAGAUAGCGAUAGUAGGACGGUUCACAGCGAGCGAGCCGUAGAGUAACCACUGAUGUCCAGGUGUGCUUGUGAAGAGUGUUAUCAGGAUGUGUGAGUGUAUGUCACCUGACAUGGGCAUAAAUGUACAGUUCAUAUGUUUUCAUUUUGCAUUAUUUCACCACAGUGUUGUCCUCUGUUUAAGGAGUGUAGAACAUAUUCAAAAACUGUACAUGCAUCAAGACAAUGAAGAAAAUGAUUGUAACUCUUCAUAGAGUCUUUUGCAAUCUUUUAUUAAAGAAAUGUUAAAAUGCUUCAAAGUGCCCAGUAUUAAGUUUACUAAUAAUACACAUGUUAAUAAUGUGUGUUGGUAACUAUUGCUUAAAGGUUAAACUAUGAUUUUGACUCAGCAUAGAUUUGUUCAUAUUUUUCUUAAACACACUUGCAUAUCAGCCAAAAAGUUCACUUAUCAAUAACAACAUAACAGAUGUACUCAACAGCUCGUAUUACUCACAAAACAAACGCCACAGCACAUAGACAUCACUUUUACAACACAGAACUAUGUAAUUCAGUUUGCCAGAUGAAAUAAAAAGUGUCUCUUUUUACAUCCGACAACUCAAUGACAGCUUCCCCCAAAGCUAUGCAUUAGGAGAAGCUGGUAGGAUCCCAAAAGGCUCAGUUAGUCUAGCACCAGCUACCACAUGCUGCCGGUAAC
Cyclopterus lumpus (lumpfish) is the source of this 4723-nucleotide messenger RNA. RefSeq names its product DENN domain containing 2B (gene dennd2b). The record is from RefSeq and is a predicted model, not a curated record. Gene Ontology annotation, biological process: positive regulation of ERK1 and ERK2 cascade. NCBI's taxonomy places the organism in Eukaryota, Metazoa, Chordata, Actinopteri, Perciformes, Cyclopteridae. The transcript has 20 exons. The coding region runs from base 524 to 3853 and encodes 1109 amino acids.